GGAGAAAAAAAGAAACUUAAAAAUUCAAAUUAGAAACACAUAUUGAAGCAGUCUAUCAAAUUACGAAUCGAUAUGAACACGUAGGCCACAGUUUUAUUUUUCUAAAUUUUCACCGGAAGAGAAGUUUUACAUUUCCGCCCAAGCAUUAAUGAACGCGGAAGUGCCGCCGAAGACGAAAUUACGCCAAUGGGAUUUUCAGAUGUUGGACGUUUUUGACAGCUUUACUUUCACUCCAUAUCCUCGUUUUGAGCUUAAAAAUGAUUUGCGUAAACUCAUAUACACACAAUUUAAUAUUACAUAGAUAAUGCUGUACAUAUACACGCCUGACUGUAAUACUAAAACGUAUUGUUAUUGCUGGACAAAACAAAAUACUAUUUCCACAUCACGGAGAUCAUCAGGAUGGAAAAUGGCACUUCGGCAACUAAAGGAGAAGAGUUCCUCUCUAGAAUGGCUCUCAACGACAACAAAGCUGGUAUGGAGGGCCUUGACAGAGAUAAAAUCAACAAGAUCAUCAUGGAAUCAUCAAAGGGAUCCAAGUUUUAUGAGAACGAGUUGAAGAGAGAGCAUCAGGUGAACCAGCGCAUUGAGAAAAUGAUGCUGCAAAAAGCACAAAUCACACAACAGCAGUUAAAUAAAGCCCAAGCUCAGGUGGAGAGAAUGGCCUCUCAAAUGGAGAAGCAUCGUGAUCUGAGCCGUGUGAUUGUUCAUGUGGACAUGGACGCUUUCUAUGCUGCGGUGGAGAUGAGAGACUGUCCUGAUCUCAAGGACAAACCCAUGGCUGUUGGAUCAAUGAGCAUGCUGUCUACAUCAAACUACCAUGCCAGGAAAUAUGGUGUUCGGGCAGCUAUGCCAGGAUUCAUAGCCAAAAAACUUUGCCCCCACUUAAUCAUUGUUCCAUGCAACUUUGAUAAAUACAAAUCAGUGAGCAAUGAGAUCAGGGAAAUAUUUGCUGACUAUGAUCCUCAAUUCCAGCCAGUGAGUCUGGAUGAAGCCUAUCUGGACUUUACAGAGCACCUGGAAUUAAGGAAGAGCUGGCCAGAAGCUUCGCGAACACAUCGCUACCGCUCCAGCAGCAAUUAUAUAGGCAAAGAGCAAUCUGAACAACAACAGGAAUCCGAGGUGCAAGGCUUCUCCCCUGUGCUGUUUGAUGACAGCCCAGGCUCCUCUCAGUCUUUAUCAAGUUCUGAAGCUGCUGAUCGAACGGGUAAAGCCGCCGAGGUGUUCGGUACGUCUGUUGAGGAGGCUGUGAGAGAAAUGCGCUUCCGUAUUGAGCAGAAGACGAUGUUGACGGCCAGUGCAGGAAUUGCUCCAAACAUGAUGCUGGCCAAGGUGUGCAGUGACAAGAACAAACCUAACGGACAAUACAGACUGGCAUCCACCAGGGAGGCCGUCAUGGAAUUCAUCCAGAACCUUCCAGUUCGCAAAGUGUCCGGCAUAGGGAAGGUGAGCGAAAAGAUGCUGAAUGCUCUGGACAUCAGUAGCUGUGCUCAUCUCGGCCAGCAGAUGGCAAUGUUGUCAUUGUUGUUCUCUGAGACCUCCUGGCAUCACUUCAUGCAGGUUUCCCUUGGCUUGGGCUCCACAUACAUUGUGAGGAACGAUGAAAGAAAAAGUAUGAGCACGGAGAGAACGUUUAAAGAACUGAAUAAGCCUGAAGAGCAGCUGUCUUUAUGCAGAGAACUUUGUGAAGACUUGGCACAAGACUUGAAGAGAGAAGAUCUCAAGGGUAAAACCAUCACGCUGAAGUUGAAGAAUGUGAACUUUGAGGUGAAAACCAGGGCAAUGACGCUCCCCUGUGCUGUCGCCACUGCGGACGAGAUCUUCGCUGUGGCCAAAGACCUUCUUAAGACUGAAACGGAGAAUGAAAAUCCACAGCCACUUAGACUGAGGCUCAUGGGUGUUCGGAUCUCUGCCUUUGUCAGUCCGGAUGAUAAAAAGCCUCUGCAGAAGAGUAUCGUUGGUUUCCUCCAAUCAGGCAAGGCGGACGCUCGAGGCUCCACCCAGGAACGACAUCAACAAUUUGAAGAGGAUCGGCUCUCUUCUUGUCCUGCCACAGCACAGACAUGUCAGACGAAAGAAGAGUCUUCCUGGCAGAUGAAGAAAAAGGGCUUACUGGAAGACAUGCCUGCUGACCGAUCACAGCUAUCUUUUUUUCAAAGAGCCCAUGCUAAAAGACUGCAGCUUCAAGUUGAGGAGACCGUAUCUGUGGUUACAGUUAGAGGUGAUGACGCACAUAGAGUUGAGUCACCCAAAAAGGGUGUGAGUCGAGAGAGUGCUGCCUCACACCUUUCAGAAAUUGGUGACGUUUACUCCUCUGAGGUUCAAGCAUCGACGUCAAGCUCUGCAUCGAACUGCCUCAUCUGCCCUGUGUGUUUUAGAAAGGUUAACACAGAUGAUUUGAAUGUCUUCAACAGCCAUAUCGACAAAUGUCUCAGUGAAGGAGAGAGCCAUAUAUCGGACAGGAAGUCAGAUUUAUUCAAAGACCUUAAAGAAAGUGAGGUGCCUGGUUCUGAUGCAGAUGAGGACCAAAAAAAUAGGCAGGACCAACACAACCUGACAAAUGAUUACGUUCACAAGGUUACGUUGAUCAAGUGUGAUGGAGAAACAGUGCCCUCACAUCAACCUCGGUUGUGUCACAAUAAAGAUCUUGACCUCAUCUGCCCGGUGUGUCAGCUGACCCAGGACACAAAUGACCUCAAUAUCUUUAAUUGCCACGUUGACCUCUGCCUGAACCAGGAAGUGCUGCAAGAGAUGGGGACAUCACAGUCAGUUGAAGUUGCUAAGGCCAUGGUAAUAGACAAAAGCAUCCCUCCUCUGAAGCAAGCAGGCAGAGGUAAAAGCAAAAGACGAGACACGUCGUCAUACCUACCCUGUAAAAAGGCCAAAGGUCUGAGCCCUCACAACACCAUUGACAAGUUCUUCAGGUGACAAUGGAUGCACAAAGAUUAUUUUGAAUUCUAAAGUUGGAAAUGCUGGAAAGCAAAAUUGCACUCAAAUCCAGAUUGAGAUGAAAAUCUUGAUGGUAAAAACUAAUCUUUUGUCUUGAAGUUAUUUAUUUUACUAAUUUGUUGCUAUGAACAACAGACGUCUUAUCCAUUUUAUUGUCGGCAAUGGCAGUGAAUAAGGUAAAUACUGGGAAGACUUCAUAAACAUGUGUACAUUCUUCAUAACCGAGUUUCUGUAAAUCUCUACCAAAGUAUUUUAAAUUGUUUGUUAAUCAUAAUGCUAUUUAUGACAUGUUUGUUUUUGGUGUAUUUUCCGCGACCCUCGUGAGGAAUAAGCGGCAUGGAAAAUGAAUGAAUGAAUGAACAUUAAAUGAUGAUGCAAGGUUUUUCUUGUAUAAUUAUGUACAAUAAAGCACACUUCAUUUUAUGAUAGUGUCUAUGAUGAUUAAAAUUUUAUUUGCACGCUUUCAAUCCCAGUCUUUUUAACUAAAGACGACAAUGAUACUGUCUAUGAUGAUUAAAAUUAGGGCUGUCAAACGAUUA
Molecule: messenger RNA, 3485 nt
Organism: Corythoichthys intestinalis (scribbled pipefish)
Lineage: Eukaryota; Metazoa; Chordata; Actinopteri; Syngnathiformes; Syngnathidae
Gene: polk
Product: polymerase (DNA directed) kappa
Exons: 14
Coding region: 400-2925 (841 amino acids)
Biological process (GO): error-prone translesion synthesis
Cellular component (GO): nucleus
Molecular function (GO): damaged DNA binding; DNA-directed DNA polymerase activity
Source: RefSeq, a predicted model, not a curated record